Messenger RNA from Chlamydomonas reinhardtii, 3941 nucleotides. RefSeq lists its product as uncharacterized. The record is from RefSeq and is a predicted model, not a curated record. Gene Ontology annotation, biological process: proteolysis. The transcript has 3 exons. Lineage: Eukaryota; Viridiplantae; Chlorophyta; Chlorophyceae; Chlamydomonadales; Chlamydomonadaceae. Bases 152 to 1570 code for a protein of 472 amino acids.
CUGUAGCCCAGUGAGGUCGUAACGCUGUCAUUUUCAAGUAACCCUUCGCUUCACGUCACGAAUCCUUGAACCGGUAUUCGUAAAGUGUCCAGUAGCACCGAUUGGAUUGCGUAGAGCUGCUCGCGAUCAGCGGCAGCCGCAAACGUUUGAAAUGACUCGCCGACUUGUCAAGUUCUUGGUCUCGGGGUUCGGCCCCUUCCUCGGGGUGGAACGAAAUCCUACACAAAGCCUCGUGGAAUAUCUCGCAAGCAGGACUGGGCCAGGAGGGGCCCUCUUGAGUUCAGGGUGCGAAUACGAGCUCAUUCAGGUUCUUGGCACGGCAGUGAUACGCGUCUCAGCGGAGGACGUCGACGCGCACCUGGCUCAACUGGUGGCGGUACUGCAGCAGGAGGCCGACAUCCCGCGUGCAGCCGUGUCCGUACCCUGUGCGGGUAGCCGCCCCGCUGCCACCGCCCCCACAGCCCCCGCAGCUUCCGGCAACUCCGCCGCACCAGUCAGACCCUUCUCAUCCCCUAGCGUCGACGCCAGCAGCACCCGCGGCUCGUCAAUCGUACUGCUCCAUCUGGGCGUGGCGAACACUGCCACCACCUACCGUCUCGAAUCGCGGGCCUACAACUGCGCCACGUUCCGCGUGCCCGAUGCCAACGGCUGGAGCCCGCAGCGUCAGGAGCUGGAGUCGGGGAGGCCGGGCGGGCUGGAGGGCUGGGUCGGGAGCGCAUUGCCCCUUGAGGAGAUGGCGAAGGCGCUGACAGCCAAGGGCCACGGAGACGUGUUGGUCUCGACCAACGCGGGACGCUUCAUCUGCAACUGGUGCUACUACCGCUCUUGUCGCCACGUUAUGCAAAUUGAAGAGCAAUCUGCGCCUUCUGUUGCCGCAUCCUUACCAUGUGGCGGCGACGAAGGCGGCAGCGGCGGAACGGCGGGUGGAAGCAUUGCCGCUAGCGGCAGUGGAGCCAGCAGCUGCAACGCCGCAGCAACCGGUACUGCUGCUAGCGCCGCCGCCGCAGGCGGCAGCACUACCCCAGCAACUGCUGCUGCGCGCAGCGGCGGCAGCAACAGUUGCAGUGGUGGCAGCAAUGACGGCGGCCGUGGCGCGCAGCGGCGCUGGCACUCGCUCUUCAUUCAUGUGCCGCCAUUCAGUGUGUAUGACGAGGGUGCACAGCGCGCAUUUCUGAUUGAUGCAAUCCGGGAGGUGGCGGCGCGUGUUACCGCAUUCGAUAACGGCCUCGAUGCUCAACUAGAGCAACAGCAGCGCGGAGACAGCUGCUACGGAUAUGGUGCCGGAGGUGGUGUGGCAGCGGCUGCCGCCGCAACAGCAGAAACUGCAGCAGCAGCGGCGCACGACAGCGCUGACCCCGGCGGUGGCUUCGGGCGGUUGCGCCCAACCGUCGUUCAGGGGACAGGGCUACCGGAGCCAAGCCCGGAGCAACUGCUGGAGCAACAGCAGCGUAUGCUGCUACCCGUGGUGACAGUAGCAGGUACAGCGGCCGCACUGGAGGAUGCCAGUGCAGGCGGCGGCGAUGGCGUGGGCGUGGGCGUGAACGUGCUGGAGAUUACGGAUGGCAGAUAGCUUGAUGAAACGCCACCACGUACUAGAUUGCUAGCAUUACUAGUCUGCGCAUCCUACUGGUGGCCUUGCUUGCGGCUGCCACCAUGCACGCAUUCACGCACGUGGAAUGUACAGCGACCUGCUGUCAAGCAGGCUUGCGUUAACCAUUUACUACAAAUAUAGCAGGGCGGGCGUACGUACGCAGAUGAAGUUCAUCGAUGCAAUCAUACCAGCUAUGAAGUCUGUGCUGCUGCUUGAUUAAUUGCCGAAUGAAUGCCAACUAGCAGCUAUUUGCAUGCAUACAUGCAUGUUCAGCGCUGCGUGCAUGCGCACGUUCGUGCAAGCAGCUAAAGCAGCCUGCUGCACUAUCCGUAUCUGUAUGUAGGUACGUGCGGCAUUUGCGUUAGCCAUCAACGGUCUAAUGCAGCAGUCUGAGCGAUGGUUGCACGCAUGGACGACAUGCCUCAUUAGAUGGGCAUACAUGUAUGCUCUAUAUAUUUAAAUAGACGAAUACAUACGCACCUACGUGUGUUUGUGCGUGCUUGCUUGCUUCAAGCGUGUGCCUGCUAGCAUCUUCUUGGCUGGCUGCGUAAGUCCGCAACCGCAACCAUUUUAUGCUGCCGUUGCAACGCAAUUGGUUGAUAGCUGCAAAGCAAGGCAGGCGCUUUCGUUACAUGCACAGAGCGUUUAUGGCUAGCUGACUCGUGCAGCAAGCAAGCAAACAAGCUAGGCGCAGUAGCAUGGCCACUGUGUCUUUACUGCUCAAGCAACUAGCCAUGCUGGCUUGGACAGUCAGGCAGGUGUGCCCGUCGCUGCUGUUGCCAAUCAUGAUACAGCAUACAUCAGUCGCGCACCCUUCUGCAAGCUGCACAGGCGGCAGACAUAAAAUGAUGGCGAGUUUGCCGCUGGGCUAAGCCAUACCUGCUGUACUUGCAGUUCAUGCAUUAUUGCAUUACCGUACAAUAAUCGACCCAUCGGAAUGCGUUAUACAUCGCGCGCUCGCCAGGCAACCCUAGCGAAGGCGAUACUUGGCGUCCAUCCAACUAGGUCAUCACUAGAAUGUGAUUGAGCUACCACCCCGCAAGCAAGAGGGAUUGCAUAAAUGCGGCGAUGUAUGGCAAGCAGUACUGCUGCUGGGGUGGAGAGAAAAGCUUGCCUCACAGAGCCCUGUUGGUUGACAACCAAUGGUUGUGCAGGUGGGCUUACUUCUGAAUGUGCGAGGGUGGCUGGGUUUCAUGUGUACGGGUGUAUUGCAAGGUCGUCUGCAAGCGAGCUGCUGGUGCCCGCGCCGGCACGCAAAUGUUGUAUACGGUAUGAGGUGAGACGUAUGUCUACGCAUUGUGGCCAAGCAUCCCAUGAGACUAUAGAUGAGACGAUUUAUCACAGCAGGCCAAAGUUAGGGAUGUGCCACCAUGAAUAGUGCAUGCGUGUGUGUAUGCGUAUGCGCGUGCGCAACGCCACAAAGAUUGCUUGUGUGGUGUGAGAUCAAUUGUGUGUGUGUGUGUGUGUGUGUGUGUUAAAAAACGAAACGAAAGCCCGCCCGUGUGUGUGUGUGUGUGUGUGUGUGUGUGUGUGUGUGUGUGUGUGUGUGUGUGUGUGUGUGUGUGUGUGUGUGUGUGUGUAGUUGCUAUGUCUGUUGUGCACGCGGGCAACGGUGGCUGCUGCUGCUCUCUCUCAGAACAAAGGGGGCUUUCACACGUGGGAAGCGAGCUUUGCCCGGAAGUCGGCUUCGGGGGCGAAACCAAUUCGCAUGCGGGCAAAUGCGAAGUUCGUGCCCCCAUUGUGUUUUGGUAAGGUUGGUAGAAGUUCAACCAUUACGUCAGCAUUUUCAGCGCGCGGGUCCGCUGUGGGGUUUUGACGUUUCUGUGCACAUCCAUAUGGUCAUGUAUGUCAAUGAAAUGAUUGACUGUUUUAAAACCGACUGUGAAAUUGGGAUGGGGGUGCCGGCAUGGCAGGUCGGGUUCGCGGUCGGUACCAUCCGACGUCGGCUUCGACCCGGUGUGAAAGCCGCGAAGCAGCAGCAGAUGGCGUGGGCGCCCGCUGCACCUGGCCGGGUAGAUCGCCGGGUGGCGGGGCAGGGGCUGUUGUAGGCUGUUGUGAAGUACAGGGCGGGGCGGGGGAGCUGCUGCAGGACAGGACAGGGGCUGUUGUGAAGUACAGGGCAGUGAGGGCACUGAAGCAAAUCGCCAGACGUGGUCUCCUCAGAGCAGUGAGAGUGCCGUGUGCGCCAGGGCACACGCCCAAAUGCGAUCGAUGAGUACGGUACGGACUACUGUCUGGGUAGACAAGCAAUAAGGACCCGCUCGGUGCGUGGCCGUACCAGGGGAGGCCCACGAAGAAGGCCCCUGCCCUGCUGGGCCAUCUUUUCGACGUGCUUGAAACACAACGUACU